Molecule: messenger RNA, 1790 nt
Organism: Sardina pilchardus (European sardine)
Lineage: Eukaryota; Metazoa; Chordata; Actinopteri; Clupeiformes; Clupeidae
Gene: igfbp7
Product: insulin-like growth factor binding protein 7
Exons: 5
Coding region: 151-945 (264 amino acids)
Biological process (GO): regulation of signal transduction; regulation of cell growth
Cellular component (GO): extracellular region
Molecular function (GO): insulin-like growth factor binding
Source: RefSeq, a predicted model, not a curated record
UCUCCUGCAACUUUUCCAGGGCGGGGUCGCGCGCUAUCGGGCUGUGGAGACACAUACACACACUCACAGUGCGUCAGUCGCGAAGUGAACUCGAGCUUGCAACGGUGUAACGGUAGCGCCGCGAGGAGACGAAUUUAAAAUAAACCAAAGAUGUUAACUUUUUCCGUUCUCGUGGUCGUGCUGUCGGUUUUAACCGCAUCAUCGACGCGCGUUACGCGCAGCUGUGGAGAAUGCGACGCGGAUAAGUGCGCGCCUCUGCCCGCUGACGGCUGUGCCGCCGGUACCGUGAUGGACUCGUGCGGCUGCUGCUCUGUCUGCGCCGCGGGCCCGGGAGACGCGUGCGGGGGACGCGGAUCAUCCGCCAAGCGCUGCGCUCCGGGUCUCGAGUGCGUAAAGGGAGACGCGGACAAGAAGAGCAAAUUGGGCACGUGCGUGUGCAAGAGCAACUACCCGGUAUGCGGUACCGACGGCGUCAACUACGCGACCGGCUGUGACCUCCGCGCCGCGAGCCAGAAGGCGGUGAAGGACGGGAAGAGCGAGAUCACCGUGCAGAGCAAGGGCAAGUGCGCGCAGGCUCCCGUGAUCGUGACGGCUCCAGGUGAGGUGUGGAAUGUGACCGGCUCUCAGGUGUACCUGAGCUGUGAGGCCAUCGGCGUCCCCACACCUGUGGUCACCUGGAAGAAGAUUGUGCCCGGUAAGGGCAGGACCGAGCUGUUGCCUGGCGACCGUGACAACCUGGCUAUCCAGACCCGCGGGGGUCCUGAGAAACACGAGGUCACCGGAUGGGUUCUGAUCUCGCCCCUGACUAAGGAGGAGGCCGGUGUGUAUGAGUGCCAUGCCAAUAACCUGCGUGGAGAGGCCUUCGCUGCCGGAACCAUCCACGUGGUCGACUCAGAGGACGACAUCCCCGCAGCCCCCAAAGUGACCAAAGACGACGAGCUGUGAUGAGGCCCUCAUCUGGAGUCCCCAUCAGAUGUGCACACACACACACACACACACACACACACACACACACACACACGUGUGCCACAUCAUGUGACACACCACUUCAUUCAUUCAAAUGCACCAAAGUAUAGCCACCUUUUGAUCUCAAUCAGCAUGCACACACACACACACACACACACUUAUCUCUGGACCCCUAGCUUUUCAGAGGAACUUCAAACGUUGAAGUUAGAUGUGUUUGUGGAUUGUUUCUGAUAUCAACUGUUUUUCAUUCCUGUCCGUGUGUUCCACGCUCGCUCAAGCGCCUGAUGGAUUUAGUUUGAACAUAAGAGUGUUUGUGAAGAAAUACUGUGUAUGUAUAAGCUCCUCCCUCUUAGCUUACCCUGCACACACACACACACUUCCACAGUCCACACCACACACACCAACAGCUAGCUAGCAAGCAAGGGCACCACAAAGCCAAACACACAUACUGUAAUCCCCCACUGUGUGUGUGUGUGUGUGUGUGUGUGCACGGUGGUGCGUGCAUGGUGUAUAAAGCUAGGUCACUUUAAGAGGAUUUCUGUGGAAUGUUGUUCGUUCGUUGGGUGCUAUUUCUUCAGUAUGCGUGCAGAGGUUCCCUCCCGUCAAGUGGGGGCAGUAUACUCUGUUAUGGAUGACAGAGGUAGUAUAGUCUAGUAUAGUAGAGUAUAGUAGUGUUUAUUAGGAUGUAGUAUGUGAGGGUAGUAUGGGAGUAUGGGAGUAUGGUAGUGUGGAGGCUGUAGACUUCUUCCUGUUUACACUUGCUGGCCUGUUUGUAUUCACACCGUGUACCACUAAUAAAUAAAUAAAUAAAAACUUAUUGUGUA